Molecule: messenger RNA, 1397 nt
Organism: Wyeomyia smithii (pitcher-plant mosquito)
Lineage: Eukaryota; Metazoa; Arthropoda; Insecta; Diptera; Culicidae
Product: ubiquitin-conjugating enzyme E2 N
Exons: 2
Coding region: 267-725 (152 amino acids)
Source: RefSeq, a predicted model, not a curated record
CUCUGGGAACCCUGCCACGAGAAAGACGUCGCCAUCGUUCAUCCUCUCGGUCGCAGUCAAUAAUUGUGAAAUUUUUCUUCGCUUUGCAGUUGAAGAAAUAUAGGUAUUUUGAUAAUAUUUCUGUCUACAACUGCUGGAGCUCAUUGAAAAAAUUCUGAAAGUGUAGAUAAAUUAGUGAAGUUUCAGUUUUGUGCUUAAAAAAAUCUCGAGUCAGUCUCGCCUAGGGUGGGCAAUUGCAAGAAAGCAGUCCGCUAUAGGAGACAAAGAUGGCUGCUCUACCCCGUAGAAUAAUCAAGGAAACACAGCGCUUAAUGCAAGAACCCGUUCCAGGGAUCAGCGCCGUUCCAGAUGAGCAAAAUGCUCGCUACUUUCAUGUGAUUGUCUUUGGGCCGGAGGAUUCCCCAUUCGAAGGGGGCUUAUUCAAAUUAGAAUUGUUCCUACCAGAAGAUUAUCCAAUGUCGGCACCAAAAGUGCGAUUCAUAACGAAAAUCUAUCAUCCGAACAUUGAUCGACUGGGUCGCAUAUGUCUAGACAUUUUAAAGGACAAAUGGAGUCCAGCACUGCAGAUUCGAACUGUGCUGCUGUCUAUUCAAGCCUUGCUAAGUGCCCCAAACCCGGAUGAUCCCCUUGCCAACGACGUCGCCGAACUGUGGAAGGUUAACGAAGCGGAAGCAAUCCGGAACGCUAAGGAAUGGACUCAGCGAUACGCGAUUGUGGACAACUAAGCAAAAUAGAUCGGAACAAGAGCAACAUUUUAUUAAAUUAAUUUUAUAAAAGAAAAUCUGAAUAACAAAUGUACACAGAAUAGAAUGGUAAUAUUCCCCGGCGAAUUAAAAGCGAUGACAGGAGUAGCGUGUUAUUACUAAUAGAGCGUGAGUGCAAAAUAAAGAAAAUGUGGAGAACCCGUUUGGUGUAAUCAAAGUUUCAUAAAAACCAACAAACACAAAAAAAAAAUUGUAUCAGGCACCCGUAAAACAAAAGAAAAAAAACUGCUAUAAUGAAAAGCUGCGAGGAUGAAAUCAAAAUCAAGACAACAAAGAAUAUGCAAUGUGUGAACAGCAGCUCGGCAGCACCAUAACAUAGCUAAUAACCAGCAAAAGCAGCAGCAGCAGUUUUCUUUUGAUUGAUUUUCUCCCUAUUUUCUAAAAGAAUGUUCAACAGCUUGAACCGCAUUAUAAAUUAAAGAUUGUACAUUAUACGAGCACGGGAAACUCAUUUAUUUCCAACAAUUAUGCGAGAAUGGUCUCAAUCUCUACCGGUAUAUUUCAGUAUGGUGCGUUAAUCGGAUGCCGCAGUCUAAUAGUAUGGUAAAAUUUAAAUUAUUUCACCACAGAAACGCAGAAAAGUUAUUGAAACAAAUUUAAACAAUAAAAAAGCAGCGUAAGUUAUGAAAACAA